This is a messenger RNA of Adineta steineri, 1281 nucleotides long. NCBI's taxonomy places the organism in Eukaryota, Metazoa, Rotifera, Eurotatoria, Adinetida, Adinetidae. The record is from the annotation of a GenBank genome assembly.
AUGGUCGGCCUCAGUUUAUUGGCUCGCUUGAAUAAACUUGUUGCAACAGCUAAACACAGUGAUCCGAUGUCUACAAUGGGUGGUAUAAACAUAAUUUUUUUCGGUGAUUACAUUCAAUACUCGCCAGUAUUUGACAAACCGCUUUAUUAUAAUUUCGCCUCUAAAAUAAAUAAUGAUACAGAAAAGAACGGGAAGCUGGCUACUGAAAAUGAUAUUCAACAAAAGAGUGCUCGAGCAUUGAUCUUACAGAUCAACUGUGUUGUCAUGCUUGAAGAACAAAUGAGAACGAAAGAUUUGGCUUAUCGAGCUCUUUUAGACAGAGUUUGCAAUGGCGAAGGCAUACAUGAAAAUUGGCUCUUACUUCGAACACGAGUGAUUGGCAUAGGACUUCAUAUUUCCCUUAACGAACCACCAUGGAACGAGGCUCCAAUUCUUGUUUACCGAAAUGAACUUCGAACUGAACUGAACAAUCGAGCAGUCAUCAACAAAGCAUAUGAAAUAAGUCGAGUACCAACUGUUGUAAUUGCCACGGACACAAUAAAAGCUAAGAAGCAUAUUGAUCUUCCUGAUUUAACAAGACGUCUUCUCACUUUGUCUGACAACAAAACCGAACAUUUACCCGGCUAUUUGCCUCUCGUACCAGGAAUGCCAGUUCUACUACAAGAAAAUAUUGCCUGUGAACUUGGUCUCUCGAAUGGUACACAAGGCAUCUUUCGAGAGUUAGUUUACAAUCACACAUCAGAACUUACUACUGGCUCUAACGAAGACGUUUUCACGUCCGAUACGGUCUUUGUACGCAAUGCUCAAUAUGCAUUGGUGGAAGUACGUAAGUCCAAAUUAAAAAAUCUAGAUUCACUCGAUUCACACAUCAUCCCUAUUCCUGUCAUCGAAAAAACAUUCGACGUCAAUCUAGACAAACUAUAUGCAGACAAAGGAGCAGUUAUGAAAAUACUCAAGGAGAAAAAACUUAAGGCUACUAUCUGUGUGAAAAGAAAAGCUUUACCACUGAUACCAGCCUACUCUAUUACAGCUCAUAAAAGCCAAGGUCAGACACUAUCCAAAAUAGUCAUUGACUUGAAUAUGCCACCUGGAAUAGUAGAGGUGGCAUCGGCUUAUGUACCACUAUCGCGAGUGGAACAGCUUACGAACGUUGCUAUUUUACAAGACUUCAGCAUCAGUGCUUUGCAAGUAAAACCAUCUAAAGGACAAAUUGCUGAGCUUAAUAGAUUAGCUGUAAUUUUUGAACAAACAAAACAACGUUAUGCUCAAUAUUUUGUAUAA